AUGAACACCAACGACAGUGACGACGAGUUCUUUCGAGAGACACAUUAUGCACGUUACGGCUAUGAUAGAACAAAUAUCUAUGGAUUGGCAGUUCUCGAUUCACGGAAACCAACAUGCUUGGAUCGCGCAGAGGAAUUUCCUUCCCAUCGAUUUGAAAGCUUCCCGUCAACAACAACCCACAACAAACCCGAUCCACUAAAGAAACCUGUUCGUCACCUUAUCGCGGCUUCGUCUUCUGAAAUGGUUGGCAUGGCAUCGCGCGAUGGAUAUUGGAAUAGUCUUCAUAUGGGUCUUGGGCUUACCAUGGGCCGACACGAAAUGAUUGCCAUGGAUGCUGUGGAGGAAGGGGAUCGUAUCCUGGUGGCCGUAGCUAUUGCAGAGAAAGAGCCCAAUGAUACAUUUCAAUACUCCCUUCGGAUCUUUAGCAGCACAGCACCCUAUCUAGAGCAAGCGUUGAUCGACAUUGCAGAUACCCGACAAGUGAUACCCUUAUCAAGUGCACCUAUGCAUUUGACUCAUACUUGGAGCAAGGAACAACAUCAGCUCAUGUUUUUACUCACGGCAUUGGAUGGGCGGAUACACAUGUAUAUGGCACAAGACGACAACAUUUUCAAGCAAGUCGAAGAUGUGGGAUCUUAUUAUCCAAUGAUGGCAGAAAUAUGCGAGCAUCGUUUAAAGAUUCUCUUCAUGCAUAUCUAUGAUCGACCUAAUGGCCAACAAGUGAUCUGCGCUGGCGGGCAAAAUGGGGAUGUGAUACUGGCGAUCUAUGACCAAGAUGGAAAUCAAGUAGCGUAUCACACCACCCGUGUAUUCAGUCCCAUUACAUCCGUGCUUGUAUUCCAGCAACGCGUCUCCAAUACGGUACAUCCAGAGGACGAGCUUCAUAUUGUGGUGACGUGUGCCAUCGAAUUGGCUAUUGUAUACAGAUCAAUCGAGAACAAUGGAUUAAGCAAGAGUCGUGUGCUACCACAAUCCGGGAAUUAUGACAGCGUAAUGUGCUCUCAUGCUAUGGACGUUGACUGGGAUGGUGAGCGUGAAAUCAUGAUUGGUACCUAUGGCCGGCAAGUUUUGAUUUACAAGCAAGUGGCAGGAACACAAGAAUACAAUGUGCUUUGGAGACGACAAUUUGCAUAUCCAAUCUAUCGCAUCUCCCAUUUGGAUCUCAACCGUGAUGGGCUGGACGAGUUGAUUGUCUCGACCAUGUACGGGGUCCAUGUCUUUCAGCCAAAUAUGAAGAGAGCGCGAGAACGAUUGCUAGAGGUGCUGCAGUACGUGGAAGGAAACAAACGACGCAUCUACGAGCUUGUAUUGGAAUGGAGGCAUCAAAAGGAAAUGGAGAAAGCUAUUGUGUUCGAGUCACAGUGA
This is a messenger RNA of Lichtheimia ornata, 1365 nucleotides long. RefSeq lists its product as uncharacterized. The transcript is spliced from 9 exons. Gene Ontology annotation, molecular function: actin filament binding. Gene Ontology annotation, biological process: actin filament organization; negative regulation of TORC1 signaling; cellular response to amino acid starvation. The coding region runs from base 1 to 1365 and encodes 454 amino acids. Gene Ontology annotation, cellular component: lamellipodium; KICSTOR complex; actin cytoskeleton. The record is from RefSeq and is a predicted model, not a curated record. Lineage: Eukaryota; Fungi; Mucoromycota; Mucoromycetes; Mucorales; Lichtheimiaceae.